AUGUCCUCAACUUCUGGUAACAAGAACAUUACUAUCACCAAGAGGAAUGCCCAAUCAGUCUUCGAUGGGAUGUCUCUCGACAGGGACCUCCCACAGGACACGAAGAACGUGAUCAAGUACGCAAUGCUAAAAUCGGAUCCUCUUGUUAUGCCCCACCAUUUUAACAAGAUCAUCGCCAAGGAGGUAGUAGGGCGACACUGCGAAGAGAAGCCCCCUGUCGGGAUUUUCUCCCCUCUGAUUGAGACCUCGAUCAAAGCUGGACGAUUGUAUCGAAAUGGCGACCAGCAGGCGAGAAGCUGCCUGACGACAGAAGCGUCAGAGAUCUAUCCCAUGUGCCAACGCUUGCCGGAAGAGCUCGUCUCCACAUUGGUCGGCGAGGAUCAUUACGACGCUCUCAUUAAGCACUCGAAGGAGCUCGCAGAGGAUCGCUCCAAAGGUCCGAACAAGCGAAAGGCAAAGUGA
Kockovaella imperatae is the source of this 462-nucleotide messenger RNA. RefSeq lists its product as hypothetical. The transcript has 3 exons. The record is from RefSeq and is a predicted model, not a curated record. The coding region runs from base 1 to 462 and encodes 153 amino acids. NCBI's taxonomy places the organism in Eukaryota, Fungi, Basidiomycota, Tremellomycetes, Tremellales, Cuniculitremaceae.